AUGAAGAAUCAUGAAUACGAAGCUCACCAGGAACAUAAUGUGUAUUACCCAUUUGUAGACAGAGAUGAAUGGGAGCUGGCAAAAUUUCUGAGCAACAAUCUUAAUCAAGGACAAAUUACUUGUUUCUUGAAGUUAUCAUGGGUCAGUAGCCUAAUGACCAUGUCAGAAGCACAGAAACUGCCAGCAUACAAAUCAGCCCUGCAACUGCUCACUUUCAUAGACACCCUGCCGAAGGGACCGAAGUGGCAUUGCACAAUGAUCCAGACUGAAGGUUACAUUACGACUCAUCCUGUGCACCUCAUCUGGCACAAUGCCUUGGAGGUUACACAGCACAUUUUUGGCAACCUGGCAUUCACUAACAAUAUGGAGUUCGACCCAUAUGAGAUUUAUGACAAUGGAGAAUGA
This is a messenger RNA of Suillus subaureus, 405 nucleotides long. RefSeq lists its product as uncharacterized. NCBI's taxonomy places the organism in Eukaryota, Fungi, Basidiomycota, Agaricomycetes, Boletales, Suillaceae. The record is from RefSeq and is a predicted model, not a curated record. Bases 1 to 405 code for a protein of 134 amino acids. The transcript is spliced from 2 exons.